Varanus komodoensis (Komodo dragon) is the source of this 2984-nucleotide messenger RNA. It is a transcript of the gene FBXW4, whose product is annotated as F-box and WD repeat domain containing 4. Bases 89 to 1288 code for a protein of 399 amino acids. Lineage: Eukaryota; Metazoa; Chordata; Lepidosauria; Squamata; Varanidae. Gene Ontology annotation, molecular function: protein binding. Gene Ontology annotation, cellular component: SCF ubiquitin ligase complex. The transcript has 9 exons. The record is from RefSeq and is a predicted model, not a curated record. Gene Ontology annotation, biological process: SCF-dependent proteasomal ubiquitin-dependent protein catabolic process.
ACUAGCGGCGGCCUACCCGGGCCCAGCAGCGGCGGCUCCGCUUUUGAGUUUGUCGCUGCCGGGCCCGGGCGGGUGAAGCCGCUACUCCAUGGGGAGGCCGGGUAGCCCCCCGCAGACCGAGACCCGCUGCCCACUAUGGGCGCUCCCGGAAGAACUGCUGUUGCUCAUCUGCUCGUACCUGGACGCGCGGGCCUUGGGCCGCCUGGGCCAAACCUGCCGCCGCUUAUGCCGCUUCACUUCCCGAGAUGUACUGUGGAGGCGCCUCGCCCGUUCCUGCCUCAACGCAGGCUUCAGCGCUCUCGGCGUCGACCUAGUGACUGGUGUUCCAGUGAAGGAGAGGGUUAAGGUUUCUCAGAACUGGAGACAUGGGCGCUGUCGAAGAAUCUCACUUCUCAGAUGGAAACGCAAUUUAUUGCCCUGGAUGCAGCUUGAUGGUGACUAUCUCUACCUAUCUCAGGCAGAAGACAUUCAGGUUUAUUGGCUCCAUCACAAUGGCACCAGCUUGCAACGCUUUCCUCAGGCAGUCUUCUCUGGCCACCAAGAGGAUGUGUGCCGCUUUGUGCUUGCUAAUGGCCAUAUUGUCAGUGGAGGAGGAGAUGGUAAUAUUAUCAUUCAUACACUGAAUGGAUCAUUCAGCUUCAAGUUCUUGGGGCAUGAACAGGAAGUGAACUGUGUAGACUCCCAAGGUGGCAUAAUUGUGAGUGGUUCCCGGGACAGAACAGCAAAGGUUUGGUCCCUGUCACCAGGCAGAGCUGGGCAAUGCCUUCACACAGUACAGACUGAAGACCGAGUUUGGUCCAUUGCCAUUAGUCCUUUAUCGAGUUCAUUUGUGACAGGAACAGCAUGCUGUGGACAUACUUCACCUUUGAGAAUCUGGGACUUGGGAAGUGGACAGCUGGUCACCUGCCUUGGAACAGACUUCCACCGAGGAGCUGGAGUUUUGGAUGUUUUCUAUGAAACACCUUCCACUUUGCUGUCUUGUGGGUAUGAUACUUACAUCCGCUACUGGGACUUAAGGACAAGCACAAGGGAAUGUGUGAAGAAAUGGGAAGAACCACAUGACAGUGCCCUGUACUGCAUUCGAAGCAAUGGAAAUCACAUGAUUGCUAGUGGCUCUUCUUACUAUGGUGUGGUCCGUCUUUGGGAUAAACGGCAAACUAGAUGCUUGCAGAGCUUCUUCCUGUCCUCACCCAUCAGCAGCCCUGUGUAUUGCCUGCGUUUUAGUACCACCCAUCUUUAUGCCACCCUAGCAUCUGCACUGUAUGCCCUUGAUUUCACCACCUCCUGACAGAUUGAACUUCAAGCAAAAUACCCAGCUCAGGGAGAACCAAGAAGAAAUCGUGUCCUUGAGGCAACAAGUCUGGAAGUCACUCUAAGGACUAAGGAGGACCUCAUGCAGAAGAGUUCACCUGCCUUCUGAUAUUAAUAGAAGGAAAUAUGUCCUUCAAACUCUUUUAUCUUGCACAUUUUGGGGCUUGAUGUUGCCUUUUCUAUUUCUGUGAAGGCAUUCUUCAGUAAUCCUGAGUCUGUGUGCAUUUGGGUGGGUGUGGGAGGGCAUCAGCAUAGAUCUCGUUUUGACCUCUACAAGUUGCAGGUCCAACUGUACUUACAUGAGUUGAAAUUAGUUUAGGCAGAAGUGACUGUACUCUAAGCGGUGAAGUGGAGAAAUAGCUUUUUACUCCUGCUUUACUGACACUCAUCACUGCCUAUUUAAUGAAUCACUGCCUCUUAUAGCACUGGGCUUUACGGGCUUUAGCUGGCUUUAUGUAAAUUGUACCAAAUCUACUACUGCCAUCCAGCAGCAUACAAAGAGUGAUUUAUUAGAGUAGUGCUCUCAGGUCAAUGUGCUGAAUAAAUUGUCAAAGUGGAAUGCAAGAAAUCUGUGAUAAGGGGUUUCUUUGAUUUGAAAUGCAAUUACUGACUAUUGGCAGUAUAUCUGAAUAGAUGCCUAUGAACAAAUACCAUGAUGUACUUGCCAAUAAAUCAGCUAUUCCAUCUACAAAUGUGACAUUCUAGCAACCAUUGAGAUAUAUGGUUUAUAUGAGCUGGAAAAAUAUACUUAUGACAUACAGUACAAGCUGAGCAUGGUAUUCACUACCUAAAAGUAGCCUUAAAGUAACUAAUUGAUGAUUUCUCUUCCUAAUAUUCUCUGUAACAUCCAUUCCCAGAUAUUUCUAAGGAAAGGUGUGACAGCACAGGGCACUGGCUAAGUAUCUUAACAUGUUAGCCAUUACCACCAAGCACUUGUAUUUGUGAUGGAUUCCCAAAGCAUUCUACUAACCAGCUCUUGCCUUUCAUAAACAUAGUUAUUUUUAAGUCAUUACUCACUCUAAUAGCAAACACAACUGGUGAGUAUUAACAGCAUUAUAGCAAAACUUGGCAGGGGGAGGUAUCACCAUACUCAGGAGAUCCCAAAGUUUGCAGAACUACAAAGAAAAUAUUAGGGCAAAAACUAUAGGGCAAAAACUUCCCAGAAACUUAAUAGCUGCAGAACAUUGGAUCUUUCUGGGGAAGAAAGUGCUAAAAAUGUUGGGGUUGAGGAAUGGAAUAGACAAUAGGAUCUUAGAAGACAGUGUGGCUCACUGACACCCAGAAAAGCAGCAUUCUAAAUUGUAAAAUUAUCUGGAUUAUUCCAUUUGAAAUUAUGUAUAGCAGUGAGUUGCAUGCAAAGUAAGAAAAAGCUAUGCUAACUGGAAAGCACCAAGAUAUAUAAAACUUGAUUUUUGGACACUGUAGUGUCCAGCGGUUUAAAGGCAGGCAUGCAAGUUUUUCUUGUUCACAUCUAGCCUGUGUUUUGGGUAUGUCCAUAUUUCUUCAAUACUCCUAGCUGCUACAUGCAUAUGAAGUGGUGUAGUUGAAAUGGGGGGAUCAUGUUUUUAGUCAAAUGAUAGAACAGGUACAUAGUUAGAAGGACUGGAUAUUCUUUGAUGUCUGUGGGAUUGAAAAAAAGUAAUAAAGAAAAUAUGUUUUAUAACCUAAGGCAA